Molecule: messenger RNA, 2329 nt
Organism: Achroia grisella
Lineage: Eukaryota; Metazoa; Arthropoda; Insecta; Lepidoptera; Pyralidae
Exons: 15
Coding region: 1-2151 (716 amino acids)
Biological process (GO): lipid metabolic process; sodium ion transport
Cellular component (GO): membrane
Molecular function (GO): phosphoric diester hydrolase activity; sodium channel activity
Source: RefSeq, a predicted model, not a curated record
AUGGCGCCAAAAACAAAAAAGAGGCAAAGGAAUCGCAACAAACCUACCGCUAUGUUCAACUGCCUCGCGCGCACAAAUGCAGCAAUCGAGUUCACCCAAGCCUCCAUUACUCCAGUGUACAAAUUUUACGCGGCCUUCUGCGAGGAGACCACCUUACAUGGACUCAGGCAUACUGUGGAGCCUUCAGUACAUUGGUUUGAAAGAAUUUUAUGGCUCAUACUGACGUUUUGCGCAUUCGCUGGUGCAGUCUACUGCGCAUUGAGUCAACUAGCGAGGUACAACUCAGAGCCAGUGGUGGUAUCUCUUCAGAGGGAUUAUAGAAGCUUCUGGACAACCUUCCCGGCGGUCACAGCUUGUUUUAUAGAUCGACUGGACCCGGUCAAAGCAAGGACUGCUAUUGAUCUGUUCUGGAACGUGACUGAGGAGUCAGACCCUGAUAGGUACCAGUAUUACUACGAGUUCAUAGAGCUCCUCUCAGAAGUGUCAUUCCGGACAAAUCUGCAGAAUUUCUGGAAGUACCAGGACGAUGAGACUCUUAACGAUAUUGAUCUGCUGCAAUUGGCAAUCCACGUGCAUCCGACUCUACUCCUCAAGAUUAUGACAUCUGAUGCUACCACUGCGGUCUAUUGGACUCCAGUUAUCACGGAGGUGGGUCUGUGCAUGACGUUUAACUCCAAGUAUUCAGAGUAUCAGUUCUCGCUUCAGGAUAUAGAAUGGGAGCCACAUGAAUUACUCAAGUGCCACUACCAUAGCGGACAGUGUUUUGUGAGAAUCGACGCUAUGAGUAGAACAGUAAGGUUUUUUAUUCAUUCACCAUACGAUAUAUCGACGGCUAUCUCCAACCCUACCGGGGAGGUAUCGUCCGGGGAGGAGCUGAUCAUAGAUUUUAAGGCUGUUGAAAUUCGGGCAGCGCCUGGCGUGAAGAAGCUAACGCCAGAACAACGAAGGUGUCGAUAUCCUGACGAAUGGAUCAGUAACUCCAUAAGGGCGUAUAGUUUCGGUUUAUGUCAAAUGCACUGUCGCAAUCGUAUGGCGAUGAUGUUCUGUGGAUGUAGACCUUUCUUCCACGUCAAAGGAGUACUGCCUUUCGGUAUCGAUGUGGGAAUAUUGGGAGUUGCUGCCUAUUAUUUGACGAGGUUGAAGAAGCCGAAUCAUAAUAAUGUUAUGAGUAUAUUCGGACCGGAGCCUGGGAGUAAAGAAAGUGAGGAUAGCCCGGAAAAAGUGGUCCGCUGUAUAGCCCACAGAGGCGCCGGAUUCGACGCGCCAGAAAAUACUCUAGAAGCAUUUAAAUAUUGUGUUGAACAUGAGUGCAGCUUCGUAGAAUUAGAUGUGAGGUCUUCGAAAGAUGGGAAACUCGUAUUGCUGCAUGAUCCCGGUUUGGAGCGACUGGCCGGCUCAAAUAUAUCUGAUGUUCGUGCCUUGGAUUGGGAGAAGAUGAAAAAUAUUGAUGUUGGAGCUCGACAUCCUAACAGACACCAGUUCAAGGAGGUGCACCUGUGUUUACUUGAUGAGGCACUUGAUUAUUUACUGAUGAACAAAGUGAGAAUCAUCAUCGACGUUAAGGGGGAGGAUAAGCAGGUUAUAAGUGGCAUACUGAAGACGUUCGCGAGUAGACCAGCGCUGUACCAGUAUGCGGCGGUAACCUGUUUCAACCCAUAUGUCCUUUAUCAGAUUCGCAAAAAAGAUCCGCAAAUCGUAGGCGCAAUGAGCUACAGGCCGUUCUGCUUCAGCGCUCAUGAUUAUGAUGCAGAGAACGGUCCCAAUAAUCCAAGAUAUGGUGACAAUCUGCCACUUCAUGCCGUACUUCGUACUGCUGAUGCUCUACAUGCGUUGCUGUGGAGAUGGACAGCUCGCUGGUGCAGCGUCAGCGCGGUCUUACUACACAAGGAUAUCGUCAGCCCGAGUGAGGUGCUGUACUGGAGGUCUUUGGGAGUGAGGUGUGCAGGCUGGUGCGUCAACCGGCCGCUGGAGAAACUCUACUGGAGAGGGGUCCUCCGGGCCCCAUACCUGGCCAACACGCUCGUAGGAGAACCAGAUGUAGAAAAGAGGGAUCAAGACAAGGAGCGAGAUAAAGAUUCAUUGGAACCUGCCGGACCACUCAUAGACAAGAUACUAGAGUCAGAACGUCGAAUGUCAUCCGGACAGAAUUGAAAUAAACAAUUUAUCUCUGAUUAAAUUAUCUGUAACGUAUGGAAGUGUCAAAUUUUGGCGGGAAAUUUUGACAAGUGACAGUUGUCAGUUUUUGAUUGAGUAUACAAGCAGACAUGGCUCUAUGGGCACAGUCCCUUUGAUUUUGUUGAUAAACAGAAAAAAAGAAUGAAUAUUUAUA